CAUAAAAAUUAAUUGAACAAUCUUUUCAAAAGCCACAACUGCAAGAAAAGGUUAAGAAAACGAAGUCAACCCACGCCAACGAAUCAACCGAAAACAACGAAAAUGAUGAUCUUUACCAAGAAACACAAUGGUCCCUUCCUGUCAACAACAGCGAUAGUCUCUGCUCUGUUGUUAGUUGUGCUCUUAGCACUUUCCCAAGCUUCGGUCGCGGUGGCUACCGAAGAAACAUCGUCGAUGUCAGUUUGCUYGAGUCUCAACAACAAGAAACGAGAGUGCCGGGACCACCCGGAGUGCCACUGGGUGAUCCACCGCUUUGCUACUAAAAAUCCCGACGAGUUAGCACGAACAGUCCGAUGCGUCGAUGCCAUGACGGACGAACAAUGUUCCCCGUUUACAGACAAGGAGAAUGCCAAGAUUAAGUGCCGAUACAACGGGUGCAAAUGGAACAAGGAAGAUAACACCUGCAUUGGAAGACUCRACCACGUCAACAGAGUCRACAAUGAYGGCGGAGACUUGAGUUUGGAAGACCUAUUGAAACCCGAAAAGAACCUCGUGGACAGACUCUUUCUAAUGGAAUUCAUCGGAACAGACGCAKCAGAAGUCRAGACAGCCAUCAUAGAAGCUUACCCACGGUAUGCAGGUGAGGGCGGCGUCUACGUGGUCGCUGUCUGUACCCAGAAUAUGGGUUUGUAUGUUGGUGAACCCGACUGUAUUCUGAGGAAUUACAACGUGCAUCGCAUUAAGCUGAUCGUCGAUGCAAACAACAAGGUCAACGAAAUUAUUUUCGGAUAACAGUGAUUGGAAAGCAACCAAACCAAAGCUACAUUAUUAUCUUUCGAUGAUUCGUCCCAUUUGUCUGUUGACAGCAAGUGAUUAGACGAGUUCAAUAAAUCGAAAGAACAAGGGUMAAUCGGAUCCUAACAUAAGUUUUCGGAGACGAUGCGAACCCAAAUGCAUGUUAUGAAUAUACAUUACACGAUAGA
Messenger RNA from Pseudo-nitzschia multistriata, 983 nucleotides. NCBI's taxonomy places the organism in Eukaryota, Bacillariophyta, Bacillariophyceae, Bacillariales, Bacillariaceae. The record is from the annotation of a GenBank genome assembly.